UGUUUUGCAGUAGCCGAACUUCUAUUUUUCUUGGCCUUUCAACUAAAGAAACAGUGAAUAUGAGCUAGUGCGUCGUCGUAGGAAAUUCUCGCUCAAGCGCAAAGAAGCUGACGAUGCUUGCGGAGGUCUUGGUGUUUGCCUCCGCGUCUUGCAGUAGUAGGCUGCUUGAACUCUAGAGUCUUUCGAUCUGCAAUCCGUGAAUGGAUAAACCAUACGGUAUAUGGAAUAAACCUGGAACUUCCACCAGGGAUUAUGAAGAGUAUUAACUUCAUAUCAUAUGGUGAUGUUUCGUGAGAAUCCUCUCCUGACUCCUGUAUGUCGUUUGAAACUUGCCAAAUGGACAUCUCAUUUAGAUUCAACUUGGGCUGCUAUGAAGCUUCGAUCGGCGUUGCACUCACUGCAAAUCAUUGACAGUCACAGAAAAAGAUAAGAAGGGAAUUUGCUAAUAAGGGAUCGUGUCAAUCAUAGGCUACUCUAUUGAACUGUCCUCCACUCAUUUACAGCGGAAAAUAGAUGCCAACGGCGGGCUAUCGAAACACCAUAGGAAUAAGUCUUCAACCAUUUGAACACCACCUUAAAAGUGGGAAAAACGAGGGAUAAACCGAGACGCGGGAGAAAGGAUGCAGUCGGGAAAGGGAAUGAAGAACCUCUCGGCAGGUGGAGGAGCGUCGCUCUGCUGUCUGUUGCUCCUGUGGGUCAUCUACUCCCAUCUCCUGAGAGAGGGCCAGUUGGCGGUGGGCACGUGUGAGAUCGUGACGCUCAACAGAGACAGCAGCGUGCCCAGGCGCACCAUCGACCGUCAGACUGCCCGCUGUGCCUGCAGGAGAGGCCAGAUCGCGGGCACCACACGAGCCAGGCCUGCCUGCGUCGACGCGCGUAUCGUGAGGGGCAGACAGUGGUGUGAGAUGGCACCCUGCUUGGAGGGGGAGGUGUGUGGUCUCCUCUUCAACCGCUCUGGCUGGACCUGUACCAAAGGCAGUGGCCGUAUCAAGACAGUCACGCCCUUGCCUAAGGAGCCAUCGUAAGGAGUUAAGAACUCAGUGGGUUUAUUGCCAGUCAUGGCAGAAGGGGAACAGAGACCAAUGACCAGGCAAGCACAGUUUGUGUCCAUUCGCCAAUUUUGUGCUCAAACCACUACUCCCUCCUCCCCCCCACACCACUACCACCAAUCAGAGGAGCCCUACUAUGUGACAGUGACACUCCUCUGCUCCCUCAUUGGUCCAAAAGUCCGUACCUGCCCAUGAAAGCAACUCGCCACAGCAUCGUUAUUGGAACCAUAUCACAAACUGAAUGACAAAUCCUACUGUAUACUGUAUAUAACCUGUGUUGUUUCAGCACGGCAAGCAGGAUAGGACUGGGAGUCGAAACAUGUGUAAGGAAACCAUUUCGCCACCUACCCCUAUGGAACACAAUGUGAAGGCAUUUUUGGUAACUUGGUUUAAACUAGUCUACAGUUAUUUUAUGAGUACUUAUACGAGAACCAUUCAGGGUCUUUUCACUCAUGUAAAUAGUCUGUUUGGUUAAGGCGUGGGUUUGUCCUAUUGAAGAACCAUGAUAGGUUUGGUGGACACAGGAGGUUAGUGAAACCAGGAUAUGAUGCCAAUGGGUGCCAGUCUUUAGCCAUAUUUCUCCAUCCUCCUAGAAACACCAACACCUGUCUUGGCUAUCUGAGGGAUUGGGUUCCAAGAGGUUUUGGGAUGAAAAUAUAGAGAGAAAAUGAGGAAAUCCCAAGAGAAGAGUAUCAUGCUCUUCUCUUGUCGUCAUUCUCUACAGUGAAAGAAGGAUCAAAUAUAUGAUAUACAUUUACAGUUCUGGAGGAGAAACUUUUGGAUGGAUUGUCAGUGACUAACUUGACAGCUUUGUUUAUCUGGUGCCUAUGACUGAUGGGACCGUUGCAAGUAAGGAUUCCCUAAUACUGUCUGUGGAGAAACCACCCACGUGACAUCACUACUAUAGGAGAUCUUUAUGAGACACUUACUGACAGACUACACCUGCCUGGCUCUUUAUCCUGUGUUCUAAUUAUUUUGUGUGUGUGUGUGUGUGCGUGCGUCUGGGUGUCUGUGCCUCCUGAUAUACACUGUGAAAUAGGAAAUAGUUGACACAAUCUUGUUCUUAAGUUUGACACAUCCAGUACUGUACUUCUGUCAGAACUGUACCUGAAGCUCACUAUCUUGCAAACUGGUAUAAUCAUGUUUUAGGGGAUGCUCAUUGAUUUAAAGCUGGAAUCCGUACUUGGUGGAGCUGCCACGUCCGUUUGCGAUAUUAAAAGAAAGUUACUUCAAACAAUGAGCACUGUUUUUUUCCCUCGGACAUCACUGCACAUCAUUGCACGCCCCACAGAACAGCAGAGUAUUUACUGCAAUUGUCUUACGGAGUAAGUGCAGAGAAAAAAAAUGUAUGAAAUGUAUGCAUUCACUACUGUAAGUCGCUCUGGAUAAGAGCGUCUGCUAAAUGACUAAAAUGUAAAAAUGUAAAAUGUCUUUUACCACAAUGCUAGAUGCUCAUCUCCUCCGUUUCAUCAACAAAACAAAAAACGAUAACAAAAGCUCUGGGUCGAGAUGGCGCUGUUUCACCUUAUGCGGAUUUCAGCUUUAGAGCAUCAUACAGAGGAACCAUAUGUUUUUAAUACAGAAGUGUAUUUAUAUUGAAAGAUCUAUGUCACAUAAGUUAAAAGCAGUAAUAGUAGUCAACGUGUAGUACUGAUUCAUUAUUUCAAAGUUAUGUUUUAAAUUGCCUAUCUUUUUAUAUGAAAUAGAUGUAUGGAGGUAUGCUACUUGCAAAGUGCUGCUGUUUAUAUUGUGUGUAAUGUAUACAUUCACUGUAUAAUGUCCCAUGGAUAUUUCGAACUUAAUUUAUGUUACGAGAUUACGAGAGAGAGUGAGUGUCACAGAAAGAAUGAGACCAUAAGGACAUUGUUUAUCACUGAAAUGGAGUUAUUUUUCACCAGAAAGAUAUACUUACUGUAUGUUGAUAUAUACUGUAUGUUACUAUACUGUAUGUUCAUAUACUGGAUGCUCCUUUGAAUGACAUGGGAAUGAAAAGGGCCUUCCAUCCCGGGGGCUAAUGUAAUUGCCUUUAAGUGUGUGUGUGGUGUGCGUGCAUAUAUGUGUGUAGGUGUGCAUGAGUGUGUGUGUGUGUGUGCUUGCGUGUAUGUGUGUGUGCAUGUCUAGCGCAGGUGUGGGUGUGUGUGCACGUGUUCACUGUGUCCAUUUGUGUGUGCUUGAUUGGUGUGUGAAGAGAGCGCCACAAUUCUCAUCUAAUUACACUUAACUUUAAUUACUCCCAUCUGUACCCAUGUACUUUUCUUUCACUAUUUUGUCUUAGGUUUUUUUAACCAACACAAAUAAAAUGUCCCCUUGAUUUGAUCUGA
Molecule: messenger RNA, 3370 nt
Organism: Salmo salar (Atlantic salmon)
Lineage: Eukaryota; Metazoa; Chordata; Actinopteri; Salmoniformes; Salmonidae
Source: RefSeq, a predicted model, not a curated record